AUGAACUACAUAAAUACAAAUUUCUUGACGCUCAGGGAUCUAGAUCAGGUCGAUGAAAAGAUCGCCUCGCUUGGAGAGGAGAAGAUUGCAAUUGAAAGUGAAUUGAGAUCGAGAGUCUCUCCAGAUUCCUCGUCAAGUUCCGUUUCGCCAACUGCAAAGAGAGUGCUUGAACAGCUCGCAUCAGAGAAUGUAUGUCUAGAUACAGUCAAUGAAUUGAUCUCCGAGUAUGGUGAUCUCCAGGUUUUCACGCUGCUCAGGAAUCUUCUACAGAAAAGGGCUGGGUUGGCACAGUCGACCAGUACUCUAGAGAAAGCGGCCAAUUUGGAGUCUCAACUUCUAAAAAUUGGUUCUCAUACAAGCACCGCCGAAUUGAUAGAGCUUUUCAGGGGUUGCAAUGAUAUUAUUCUGUCGAAAGACGCACCUGGUGCCGUCCAAAACACGCUAAAAGAACAUCAAAGAGUAAUAGGACAAGACCGCCGCAAGGAAUUGUGCCAACGCUUGUCUGAAGACCUCUCUAAAAUCAACUGGCUCUCUGUGAAGGAAGCCGUGACUAUUGAUCCCACCCAGCUUCAGUCCAUCUCCCGCGCUUUUAGCGAUUUGAUUGACUUGGAGGCUACUAUUGAAAUGCCAACGUAUCCUACCACUUGGUGGGCCAUCGAGACGCUUUUGAAGCCGUUCGAAAUAAGAUUCAAUUUUCAUUUCCGUCAAGACACGAAAGCAAAUCGUAUCUCCAAGCCUGAGUGGGCUUUCACAUAUGUGGAGGAGUUUCUAGCCGAGAACCUCCCGACCAUUGAGCUCGUCAUCGGCGAUUCCCUUUUGAAGCAUAAACGUAUUGCAGUGUUUGAAGUCAUCACCGCGGUGUUGAAACCAGUUCGUGAUAAAGUAGAGGAAAUGAUGCGGAUGAUCAACGCAAACAUAGAGGAGAGCACAGAGGAUGAGCAUGUUGCUGAACAAAACGGUAGAUUGUUAUCGCACCUUAUGUUUGAAAGUACCUCCUUUGACCAAAAACUUCGAAACACCUACAAAUUCAACCCAUAUAUCCAAGACUUCAAAACAGCACCUGAGAAGAAAUGGAUGGGUCUCACAGGAGAUGUGCUAGUGAGCAGAGAUAACGAAAGCAUCGCGGUCCAAAACUGGCUCAAUUUGGAGUUGCAGUUGGCAAAAAAGAGAUUCGAUAAGGAGAUUAUUGGAACACCGAAUGCUUUUUAUGUCGACACGGAUUUCAGCGCUGGUUCGAAACAAAAGCUGGCCACCAUACAGCCCAGUUUUUCUGCGUAUGGCUUGGCAAAACUAUUUGAAAACCUUACAACUCAUUUCAAAACUCUCAGCAUUGUCAAGUUCCAACUCAAGUACGUCUCUCGCAUUCUGUUGCUAUUUCUUGAUGAAUACUUGGAGGCAUUGAAUGCACAAUUCCGUACUUUCUGUGAAUCAACUGGACUGAAAAUUAUCCUGACAUUCCUUCCGGGAGGCAGCAAAACUGAGCAGGCUUCGUCGUUGCAAGCCGCUACAGCUAAUGGAUUGAAAGCUCUUGAGUCUUUAUUGGGUCUCUAUUGCCUGACGAAAUAUAUUAUCGGUAAGAUGAAAGACUGGAGUGAUGAGUUGAUCUACAUCCAGCUUUGGGAUUAUUACAAGAGCAUAACCACCAAGUCUGACUCUGAAGUUUCUAUCUUCAGCUCUACUAUCGAAGAGUACAAAUCUCUUCUUAACAAGAUCGACCAGCAUUUCGAUAACUUUUUCCGUAAACAGACCAAGGAAGCCUUGAAGGAGUAUGUGAACGGUUUCGAUUGGGUUGAUAGUGCUUCCACCGAACAAGAAGUGAGUCCCCAACUCGUCAGUUUUGUGACCACCAUCAAUGCUUAUUUGUCCUAUUUGAAGAAAAAUCUUCCUGACGUUGAUUAUUAUCUUUUGGCCACCAAAUUCUGCGACUGUCUCUACCUGACUUUGUUGGAGUAUGUUGUGCGCAACAGUAAGUUCAGCAAGAGCGCAGUUGCCAAAUUACGGAUAGACACUGAGUAUUUAGAAACCCACCUAGGUGAAGUUUUGCUCCUCAGUCAGCUGGCAGCGAUUUCAAACAGAGACAACAAGGUCCUUGCGAAGGUGCAUGAGUCGAUAGAGCUAUUGGGCCGUUUCGACGUGAGCACCGCCAAAGUCAUGAAGACCCUGUUCAGCGAUUCGGAAGGAAUAAGAGGCGAAUUUGAUGACAGACUUGAGCAUCUCACCGACGAGGAUAUCCGUGACUUACUCUACAGAAUAGUCUAG
Messenger RNA from Australozyma saopauloensis, 2259 nucleotides. It is a transcript of the gene TIP20, whose product is annotated as Tip20p. NCBI's taxonomy places the organism in Eukaryota, Fungi, Ascomycota, Pichiomycetes, Serinales, Metschnikowiaceae. Gene Ontology annotation, cellular component: Dsl1/NZR complex. Bases 1 to 2259 code for a protein of 752 amino acids. The transcript has a single exon. The record is from RefSeq and is a predicted model, not a curated record. Gene Ontology annotation, biological process: regulation of ER to Golgi vesicle-mediated transport; endoplasmic reticulum to Golgi vesicle-mediated transport; retrograde vesicle-mediated transport, Golgi to endoplasmic reticulum.